AUGCAGACACCUAGUAAAUCAUCAGAUGACUCUGUACGGUCGGAUAAAUUAUCUCCUAGUACCGAAAGUGGCUCAAGUAACCAAGGAGCGCAAACUAGUGCUGAAGGCGGGUUAAUUAAUGUCGGAGUUUCUGUAUCGGUUGAUUCAGACGAUGGUUCAGGAAAACCAAAGGAAGGGGGAUCAGAAGAUGGAUCUAAAACAUCUGUUGUUGGUAAAACCCCAUCCACAAUGCAGACACCUAGUACAUCAUCAGAUGACUCUGUACUGUCGGAUACGUCAGCUCCUAGUACCGAAAGUGGCUUAAGUAACCAAGGAGCGCAAACCAGUGUUGAAGGUGGAUUAAUCAAUGUCGGAGUUUCCGUAUCGGUUGAAUCAGGCGAUAGUUCAGGAAAACCAAAGGAAGGUGGAUCUGAAGAUGGUUCUAAAACAUCUGAUGUCGAUGAAACCCCACCCACAAUGCAGACACCUAGUACAUUAUCAGAUGUCUCUGUACCGUCAGACACGUCAUCUCGCGAAGCCCAAAUUGGCUCAGGCAAUGAUGGAGCACAAACCAGUGUUGAAGGCGGAUUAGUCAAUGUCGGAGUUUCUGUAUCGGUUGUUUCAGACGAUGUUUCAGGAAAAUCAAAAGAAGGGGGAUCAGAAGAUGGAUCUAAAACAUCUGUUGUUGGUAAAACCCCAUCCACAAUGCAGACACCUAGUACAUCAUCAGAUGACUCUGUACUGUCGGAUACGUCAGCUCCUAGUACCGAAAGUGGCUCAAGUAACCAAGGAGCGCAAACCAGUGUUGAAGGUGGAUUAAUCAAUGUCGGAGUUUCCGUAUCGGUUGAAUCAGGCGAUAGUUCAGGAAAACCAAAGGAAGGUGGAUCUGAAGAUGGUUCUAAAAUAUCUGAUGUCGGUGAUGAAACCCCACCCACAAUGCAGACACCUAGUACAUCAUCACAUGUUUUCUGUACCGUCAGACACGUCAUCUCCCGUAGCCCAAAUUGCCUCAGGCAAUGA
Messenger RNA from Homalodisca vitripennis (glassy-winged sharpshooter), 999 nucleotides. RefSeq names its product putative protein TPRXL. The transcript has a single exon. Lineage: Eukaryota; Metazoa; Arthropoda; Insecta; Hemiptera; Cicadellidae. The record is from RefSeq and is a predicted model, not a curated record. Bases 1 to 999 code for a protein of 332 amino acids.